Messenger RNA from Penicillium vulpinum, 432 nucleotides. RefSeq lists its product as uncharacterized. The transcript is spliced from 2 exons. The coding region runs from base 1 to 432 and encodes 143 amino acids. The record is from RefSeq and is a predicted model, not a curated record. NCBI's taxonomy places the organism in Eukaryota, Fungi, Ascomycota, Eurotiomycetes, Eurotiales, Aspergillaceae.
AUGAAAUUCCUCGCUGCGUGCUUGACGCUCGUCAGCGUCGCUCCCUGGACCGUGAACGCACUGCCCCACCCUGAAGAUCUUUCAGUUCUUGCCUACAGAGCCUGGGACUUCCGUUUGCUCAGUGAAGCACCCCCGGUUUGCAACAGCUCCAUGAACAAUAUCGAGUACUCUAUCCUCCACUCCUCUGGCGCAAGCGGGCGUACCUGCCAGACAUUGGAUCUUACCCAAUUCAACUCUACAAAUGUCAAGAGUAUCUCGUGGAAGAGCCCCUCGGAUGAGGACCGAUAUGAUCUUUGCAUGUUCAGCACUCCUGACUGUUCCGGUGGAAGUCUGCUGGGGAGCAUUACCAAUGGCUGGGAAGUGUGCUAUUUGUACAACGGGUUCGAGGCAUGGACUAUUGUCCCGGAUGGGAGUGAUUGUGUUCCAGCUUAA